GAUCUGAAGUUGAUGGUGAGGUCUCUGCAGUAGGUAAAAUUUCUUGCACUUAUUUACAUUGACAAAAGUUCAUUUUCGUGUUGCAAUAUUUUGGUCAGUAAGUUGUUAUGUAAAUCGCUCCAUUGAGCCCUUAUUUAUAGACACGUGCCCUGAAGGUAGAUUUCUUUCCUUAUACAAAAAAAAACAUGGAUCAAUCGGCGUUGAAUAUGGCGCACCAACAACAGAGGAGGGCUGAAGCUCACCUGAGGCAUGCCAGAUUUAUGGAAGCUAUAGAAUGCCACCAGUUAGCUGCGAAUCAUCUCUUCGAUGCCCUCCAAUGCACGCAGAAUCCUCAAUCUGUAGAUUCGAUUAAUUUGCAGAGAGAUUACCACUUGCGUAGGAAGGAAAUCAUACUGGCAAAGAAGGAGCAGUUUGAGAAUUACAAGAAGGCUAUAGAGAACCAGAGGAACAGGAUAACGUUCUGCGGCAGCGAUUUUGAGGUGACCAACGAUAACCAGAGCACGUCGCUGCAGGUGGCUAUUUACAGGACAAUGGAGGAGGCUGAUUCUCUGCUGGGGCAGCUGUUCAAGAGGAGCAGCGGAGGUAAUAGCGACUGCGAGAGUUUGAGAAGCUUCUCAACCACUGACACAGAUGACAAGGUUCUGUCUAUAGAUACGUUAGACUCGUCGAAUCCAUCGUCGCAGCCUAUUUUAGGUAGCAAGCAUCCGAAACACGAGAACACCGUUAUCGAGGAACUGCGAACGCUCAACGAGCAGCUUCACUCUCUGGUUUACAAGUUGGUCACGCAGCUUGAUGCCAGCACCACCGAAGUGGACAUGCUGAAGGCAAAGAUACAGAAGUUGGAGGCCAAACAACAAACAGCUCAGACUAAAACCUCCGCAACUAACAGCCUUAAAGUUAUAACAGACUCAUCAGGCGGCACGUCGCCUUACGUCUUCUCUCCGUGCAGCGAGUUCAGUCCGGAUGUGAACGAUCAGAGAUCUUCCCUUCCUCCCUUGGCUCCCCUAGAAAUGCCCGCUUUCGACUUUAACUCCUUCGUUAAAAACAACACUUAUCCUCGUCACGAAUACCAAUAGCACUGAUCAUCUAAACAUUAAUAAAUAUACAUGCAUAAUCUCUUUCAAGCUUAAUCCCACACGAGCUGUAAAAAAUAAUCGAUGUAUAUACUUGUAUAAAGCUUAUUUUUUCUAUAUAUAUAUACAAUUAUUUGUACUUAAGUUGUCAUUCGAUAUUGUUUCGUCGUUAAAUUAAGUUAAUAAAGAAAGGGAAAUAUAAUUAAACUCGUAA
Messenger RNA from Nicrophorus vespilloides, 1287 nucleotides. Its product is annotated as nuclear receptor-binding factor 2-like. The coding region runs from base 186 to 1076 and encodes 296 amino acids. The record is from RefSeq and is a predicted model, not a curated record. The transcript is spliced from 3 exons. Gene Ontology annotation, biological process: autophagy. Lineage: Eukaryota; Metazoa; Arthropoda; Insecta; Coleoptera; Silphidae.